This is a messenger RNA of Loxodonta africana (African savanna elephant), 1842 nucleotides long. RefSeq names its product tripartite motif-containing protein 43-like. Gene Ontology annotation, molecular function: zinc ion binding; protein binding; ubiquitin protein ligase activity. Gene Ontology annotation, cellular component: cytoplasm. Gene Ontology annotation, biological process: innate immune response; protein ubiquitination; regulation of gene expression. Lineage: Eukaryota; Metazoa; Chordata; Mammalia; Proboscidea; Elephantidae. The transcript has 6 exons. The record is from RefSeq and is a predicted model, not a curated record. The coding region runs from base 275 to 1615 and encodes 446 amino acids.
AUUAAGAGUUACAUUGUUUAUUUUAUAAGUCAAUCUAUUAUGGGGCUAAAAGAAGGCCUCCAAGAGUGGCUUCAUUUCCAAGUUCCAAGGGUAUCUUAGGGCAGUAGUUUGGGGGUUUCUCUAGUCUCUAUUGGUCUAGUAAGUCUUGCGUUUUUUAGGAAUUUGAAUUUCACACAAGUGUAUUUUUAGGUCACAAUCAGGGUAAAAUUUUACUUAGGCCUUUGUCUCUCCAGGGCAGAAUAAUAAACUUUUCUGAUUUUCUUCCUUCAGGAAAAUGGAUCCAGCCUUCCAGAAAGAACUCACCUGCUUCAUCUGCUUGAACUACCUUACAGACCCUGUCACCAUAGGCUGUGGGCACAACUUCUGUAGGCCCUGUCUCUGCCUUUCCUGGGAAAAAGCUGAAACGCCUGCCUGUUGCCCACUGUGCAGGGAAACAUCAGAGCAGACAGCAUUCAAAACCAAUAUUCUUGUGAAGAAUCUGGUGUCCCUUGCCAGACAAGCCAGCCUCUGGCAAUUCCUGAGCUCUGAGGAACAGAUGUGUGGGACUCACAAAGAGACAAAGAAGAUGUUCUGUGAAGAGGGCAAGAAUCUGCUCUGUUUUCUCUGCUCUAACUCUCAGGAGCACGAGGCUCACAGACACUGUUCCAUAGAAUGCGCUGUUGAGGAAUACCGGGAGAAGCUCCUAAAGCAAAUGAGAUCUUUAUGGGAAAAUAUUCAAAACAAUUGGAGAAAUCUGAAUGAGGAGAGCCUAAUUAUCAAGCUGUGGGUAUAUUAUGUGUUUCUACUGUCAGAGAUUAUCAGAUCUGAGUAUCAGAAAUUGCAUCCGAAUCUCCUUGAGGAAGAAAAACAACAUUUAGAGGGACUGAAAAAUGAAGGCAAGAAGAUAUUUCAGCAACUGAAGAAAAGUGAAGCCUCAAUGGUUCAAAAGGGGAGGCACCUGAGAGAAAUGUAUGAGGAGCUGAGGAAUAUGUGCCAUAAAUCAGAUGUGGAGUUGCUCCAGGAUUUGGGAGACAUAUUGACCAGGAGUGAGUCCGUGCAGCUGGACAUGCCCCAGCCUGUGAACCCAGCGCUCAGUGCUAGGCCCAUCACUGGCCUGAUAGACAGGUUCCGGCAGUUCCGAGUGGAAAUUUCCUUCCGUUAUGAAAUAAGCAGUCAGAAUAUCAUGGUGUUUGAUGACGUGAGAAGUCUGAGGCUAAGACGUGACCUUCAAGAGGUGCCUUUUCCUUCUAGAAGAUCUCAGUACUUUGCUGCAUGGGGGGACCAGGCCUUCACCUCUGGAAAACACUACUGGGAGAUAGAUGUGGACGACUCUUGGGACUGGGCUGUAGGAGUCUGUAAGGAUACCUGGUUAAGGAAGAAUGGCUCACUGGUUGAAUCUGAGAACGUAUUUCUUCUUUUAUGUGUGAAGGAUGUUAAUCGUUACAAUCUCUUGACCACUUCCCCAGUGUUUCCUCAGUAUAUAGAGAAACCUCUGGGGCGAGUUGGUGUGUAUAUAGAUUUUGACAGUAGAAGUAUGAGUUUUGUUAAUGUUGCCAAAAGUUCCCUCAUAUGGAGAUACCCAGCCUGCUCCUUUAAUUACCCUCUCAGGCCUUUCUUUUGUACUGGCCACACAUGAUAGUGGUGAAUUCAGGAACCUGGAAACUCCAUAUCUGAGGGAGUCCUUCUCAGUUGAAGCUGAUCAAUAAUAUUUUAUUGUCUUUUAUUUUGUUCUUCUUUAAAGUAACAUUUUGUUGUUAUUAACUAUGAAAAAAAGUUGGAAAUGAAAACUUUCGCUAGUUCAAUUUUUUUUUAAUUAAAAUCAUCUCUUUUGGAACAUUACAUUGCAUAUAUACUGUGAUUAUU